CUGGGCGGUUCGGAGCACGGCAUUGGGUGUGAGAGAUGCGCGUGCGAUGGAGUGGAGGGGAGGGGAGAGGUAUGCUGUUCUUCUUCUCUUCAUCUCCUCUACUGCUUUCGAUAACUACACGUCUUCAAUGCUUUGAUACGUCGCGGCUGCGUGCAACGACGAGGCCGCUGUGAGUAGGCAAGGUAGCGAGACACGAGCUGUUCGACGAGAGCGCGCGCGCACGACUCCCCCUCUCUACCUCCACAAUCCAUGGCUCCGCGAUGGUGCAUCUACCUCGCCCACCGAUGGCGCUGGCCCAAAGUCAUGAUCGGACUGUUGAUCCUCGAACUGCCCUGCACCAUCGUGCUGCUCCUGCUUUUCGGCAUCGCGGACGGCGACACAUACCGCAAAAAGCUAUGGCUAGACGGGUCGAAUCACGGCUUCAACAGCAAUCCGAAUGAGAUUCUUUACCAAUACGCCAACUACCAGCCGAUUCACGUGCCGCUGAUUUGGAGCAGUCGUCUCACCCACUACGACACCGUCAUCGUCGUGCUCAGUAUGUUCCUCCUGCUGUGCAAGAGCACCAUGUACGUGCUCUCCGCCUUGCUGCCCGUCUUCAGCAUCGUCAUGCACGGGGCCUUGAUCGCGCUGUACGCGGUGUCGGUAAAGUGGCAAUCCACUCCGGAUUUGAGCAAUCGGAAUGUGCCCGAUUUGCAGACGAAUCUGCCGUGGUAUCUGGGCAAGGGGUGCAGUUAUGCUUCGAAGCAGAACUAUGGCUAUUGCUUGCAAUCGCGCGCGGCUUUUGCGGUGACGACGGUGAUGUUAGCGCUCUUCGUCGUCGACUUCCUAAUGGCCAUCCACUCCGCCAUCAUCACGCGGGAGGAAAAAGCGGAACGACUCAACGACUGGGAAGAAGAGAAAGACUUGAAGCAAUACGAAGAAGCAUAUGACCCGGAUGAAGAGUGGGAAGUGCGACGACAGCGAGUGUUUGCGGACAUGCCUCGCACACCAGCGACGCCAUGGUCGCAGAGCGGAGUGCCGCUGACCACACCGCGGACGACGGCGUUUAACAAGUUGAGUGGUGCGGCGGAUGGAGUGGGCACGGGAGCCAGCAGGAGCGGCGCCAUGCCGGCGAGACCUUUGGCGUUUCGUGCGAUGUAUGGAGAGGUAGAAGUGCCGGAUGCUCCUAUCUGAGGAUUGAUUACAGUAUCUUCAACCCAACCGAGGAGCAUGUGAGAUUUGUCGUGGGUGAAUAGUGAUAGCUUAGGCAGAGUGACUUAGCUGAGCCCUCGGUAUUUGCCCGAUACAUGGGGGGCUGAAGGAAUGUUGAUCUCCGUUGAUCGUUGAUGGUGUGUCGAUGCCUGCCCGAUUGUGACUUUGAGCAUGGGAUGAAAACCACAGCUUGGUAUGACGUGAAGGUGCAGUCGUACCUCCCCUGCACUGGGGGUAGGUGUCUGCUGGUGAUUCCAAGCAAAGGCGCCUCCACGCAAGAUUUGAGAAUGAGUAAGCGGAAUGAUGAUGCCGCAGGCCGCACGCACGCAGCGUUCGCUUGCUC
Messenger RNA from Neohortaea acidophila, 1534 nucleotides. RefSeq lists its product as uncharacterized. Bases 250 to 1173 code for a protein of 307 amino acids. The transcript has 3 exons. The record is from RefSeq and is a predicted model, not a curated record. Lineage: Eukaryota; Fungi; Ascomycota; Dothideomycetes; Mycosphaerellales; Teratosphaeriaceae.